CCUUUACAGGUUUUCCCAACCGGAAACCUGAGGAACCGGAGUUGAAGGUUGUUCUUAUCCUCGAGCUGUCUUUUUUGUUCCUUGUGAAGCAAUACAGGUUGUCAUGCUCGUUAUAUAUCACCCUCCAUGACAUAGUUAGAUACGAAGAAGAAGAAGAAGAAGAAGAGGAGGAAGAAGAAAGCGAGUAUUAUUGUAGCCAUGUCGAGAGCAAAAGAUAUCCAAUCCUUUCCUCUUCAUGGGCUUCUUCUUCCUCUUCUCUUGGUCUUGAUAGCUGGUCUUGUUGGUGCAAUUAAUGGAGAUGAGCAAAAGGAUUUCUACAUUGCUUUCACGCAAGAUAAAUAUCCAACAGACGACGUCGCAGGAAAAAACAUUAAUCUAGAUCUUCUCUCGGCUGUUAAAGGAAGCCUUCUUGAUGCUAAGGAGGCAAUAGUCUACAGCUACAACGCCUUGAAUGCAUUUGCUGCAAACCUAUCUAAAGAUGAAGCCCAAAAGUUAUCGAGCAUGGACAAUGUGGUGCAAGUGAUUCAGAAUCGGUAUCACAAGAUUCAUACUACCAAGUCAUGGGACUUCAUUGGGUUACCUUUAACCGCGACAAGAAACUUGAAAAUUGAGAGGGAUAUAGUUGUGGGUCUAUUAGAUACAGGGAUUACUCCACAGGCUGAAAGCUUUAAGGAUGAUGGGUUUGGUCCUCCACCCGCAAAAUGGAACGGAACUUGUGGCCACUACGCUAAUUUCUCAGGAUGCAACAACAAGGUGAUAGGCGCACGGUACUUCAAGCUCGAUCGCCUAAAGGAUCCGGCGGACAUUUUUUCUCCUGUUGACGCGCAAGGGCACGGGACACACACGUCGUCAACCGCGGUUGGCAACCUCGUUGGAAAUGCAAGCCUCUUUGGGCUUGCCAAUGGCACCGCACGAGGAGCGGUGCCAUCAGCUAGGGUGGCCAUGUACAAGGUCUGCUGGGUCAGCUUUGGGUGCUCGGAUAUGGACAUACUUGCUGCUUUUGAAGCUGCUAUAACUGAUGGUGUGGACGUUAUAUCGAUUUCUAUUGGUGGAGGAUUUAUAAGUUACGACGUUGACUCUAUAUCAAUCGGUGCAUUUCAUGCCAUGAAGAAUGGAAUUCUCACUGUGGCCUCGGCUGCAAAUUCUGGACCAUCAUUGGGUACUGUGGCGAAUCAUGCACCUUGGGUUCUGACCGUGGCAGCUAGUGGCAUGGAUAGGUCGUUUAGGAGCACAGUUCAUUUGGGAAAUGGAAAGACCAUCUCAGGGAUUGGCGUUAGCACAUUCAAUCCAAAGCGGGAAUUAUACCCUCUUGUUAGUGGGGAAGAUGUGGCCCGUAGCCCUGCAGAGAAGGACAAUGCUAGGUUCUGCUUGUCAGGCUCAUUAGACCCUGCGAAGGUGAAGGGAAGGCUUGUUUACUGCAGAUUAGAACAAUGGGGUACUGAUUCUGUUGUCAAGGGAAUUGGCGGUGCUGGGACUAUACUUGAAAGUGAUGAAUUCUUUUUCGACACUCCCCAAAUUUUCAUGGCGCCGGGAACCAUUGUGAAUGGCACCGCCGGUGGAAUCGUACGUGGUUACAUAAAUUCCACAAGAACAUCAUCAGGAGUGAUACAGAAGACCCAAGAAGUAAAAAUAGGGCCCGCUCCAUUUGUCGCUUCAUUUUCAUCUCGCGGGCCAAGUGGCGGAUCACAACGUGUUCUCAAACCCGAUAUUACAGCACCCGGCGUUAAUAUCCUGGCCGCUUACACCCCUUUGAAGUCACUCACCGGGUUGAAAGGUGACACCCAAUUUUCGAAAUUUACCCUCAUGUCCGGGACUUCCAUGGCAUGUCCUCACGUUGCCGGAGCAGCAGCCUAUGUCAAGUCAUUCCACCCAAAUUGGAGUCCAGCUGCAAUUCGAUCUGCCAUCAUCACCACAGCGACUCCCAUGAGCCGGAGGGUGAACCAUGAUGGAGAGUUUGCGUAUGGUGCUGGUCAAGUGAAUCCAACUCGAGCUAGGAACCCUGGCUUGAUUUAUGACAUGGGUGAAAUGCUUUACAUCCAGUUCUUAUGCCACGAGGGGUACAAUGGGUCCACUUUGGCAGUCCUGGUGGGUUCAAAAUCCAUAGACUGUUCAAAGUUUCUCCCUGGAGUUGGCUAUGAUGAUCUCAACUAUCCCAGCAUGCAGCUUGCCUUGAAAAGCAAGCAAAAGACAACAACAGGUGUUUUCCAGAGAACAGUCACCAAUGUCGGCGCUGCUCAAUCCGUCUACACUGCCAUCAUUAGAGCUCCCAAAGGAGUUGAAAUCACUGUCAGGCCGAUGACUCUCUCCUUCACUCGCGCCAUGGAGAAGCUGAGCUUCAGGGUUGUCGUGAGGGCCAAAGCAUUGCCAAGCACGCAAAUGGUUUCAGGAUCGCUUGUAUGGAAAAGUUCCCACAAGAUUGUAAGGAGCCCGAUUGUCAUUUAUAAUCCAGGAGAGGAGGGACUGAAAAACGGGAAAGAAUGAAGGAGAGAUGGAAUCUAACGGUUAGCGCGUGUGAGCUGUGAAAAUCGAUGCUUCAGCGUACGUCAACGUAGCAUGCUGAUCGAUCUAUAGCAGUAGGGGCUUGUCUACGUACAUGCUUGUAUGCUUCUGUAAAAUGCAUUUAUUAACUAUGUUCUAAGCUUCACUUGAUUAAUUUCUCCAUUUUAGUUAACUUAUUCUCUUUUA
Messenger RNA from Alnus glutinosa, 2685 nucleotides. Its product is annotated as subtilisin-like protease SBT4.14. The transcript is spliced from 11 exons. Gene Ontology annotation, biological process: proteolysis. Gene Ontology annotation, molecular function: serine-type endopeptidase activity. The record is from RefSeq and is a predicted model, not a curated record. NCBI's taxonomy places the organism in Eukaryota, Viridiplantae, Streptophyta, Magnoliopsida, Fagales, Betulaceae. Bases 199 to 2481 code for a protein of 760 amino acids.